AUGUCGUCAGCACAUCUCGGCAAGAUGAGUGAGGACAAUAUGACCCUCAUCAUGCAGCUGCUCGCGGAAGACAGUGAACACGCUGUAUCGGCGGCCGUGGGCAAAGGAAAACUUCCAGAGGGCAAGGACACCGACUAUCAGAUCGCUUGCAAGCUCUACCUUGAAGAGGUGCAGAGCUUGCAGGCGUUCACCGACGACCAAAGAAUGGCGAUGAGCAUUCAACACGCUAUUCGACAUGAUGGCGAUGCGAUAGCACAGUCUCAAAAUGAGGAGCGGGUCGCCGAAGCGGAUCACAACUUUUCGGUCGCACUCAGCAAUGGGCAGAACGCGCCGCCACGCCAGGCCACCGAGCCUCCGAUCGACGACGAGGAGACCGAGUUUCUCCAGAAACUUCUUUGCAUCUACAUUACAGGCGUUGAGGAUGCUGAUGACAACGACGGUAAUCUUGGCUAUGAACUUGAUGGCGAUGGUGAUACGGAUAUGUUCAACCAACCAGAAAGUUCUGCCUGGGCUGCCUCACGCCAGGUGACGAAACCGCAACCAAAGCGACAUUGCGAGGCCUGUGGCGACUGGAAACACUUUGCCUUGGUGGCCAAGGCGCCGUGUGGACAUGAGUACUGUCGAGAAUGUCUUCAGCGGCUGUUUGUAGAUGCUAUGACUGACGAAUCGCUCUUUCCACCUCGAUGCUGCAGACAGCCGAUUCCCGUGGACAAGAAUCGCCUCUUUCUCAACGGAAACAUUGUCCAGGAAUUCCAAGAGAAGGCCCUUGAGUUCUCGACCCCGAAACGCACAUAUUGCCAUGACCGCGACUGUGGUGCGUUUAUUCCGGCAGCAAAUUAUGUCAAGGUGCUUUGCACGACGGAGAUUGUCCCAAGGAUGAACAACUUCAGCAGGUUCUACAGCUUGCUCGAGAGGAGGGCUGGCAACGUUGUCAAAACUGCUGGGGGAUGGUGGAGCUUGUUAUCGGAUGCAACCACAUGGUCUGUCGAUGCGGCUUUCAGUUCUGCUACACCUGCGGUGCUCGCUGGAAGACUUGCUCUUGUGAGCAAUGGGAAGAACACCGGCUCCUCGAGCGGGCUGCCCAGAUUGAGGCGCGCAACCAUGGGGAAAACCGCCCUCAACAGAACAUCGGCGGCGCAGUCGUUAACGACCAGGAGCAACGCCAAAGACGAGUUCAGGCCCUGGUGCAGGACCUGA
Molecule: messenger RNA, 1197 nt
Organism: Neoarthrinium moseri
Lineage: Eukaryota; Fungi; Ascomycota; Sordariomycetes; Amphisphaeriales; Apiosporaceae
Exons: 3
Coding region: 1-1197 (398 amino acids)
Source: RefSeq, a predicted model, not a curated record